GUCCUUCUCUGCCUGCGUCGCUCCGUCUCUACCGACAAGAACCGACCACCGGAGGGGGAAAAAACCCUGAAAUCCCGUCGAGCAGCGUCCAGACAGCCGGCGUUCCCGGAGCUAUGAUGGGGGGGAGGAGCAGCGCGAUCGCCGCGGGGGUGUGCGGGGCCCUGUUCGUCGGCUACUGCAUUUACUUCGACCGGAAGAGACGGAGUGACCCCGACUUCAAGAACAGGCUGCGGGAACGGAGGAGAAAGCAGAAAGCGGCGAAGGAGCGAGCAGGCAUGACGAAGCUCCCAGACCUGAAGGAUGCUGAAGCCGUUCAGAAGUUCUUCCUGGAGGAGAUUCAGCUGGGCGAGGAGCUGCUGGCUCAGGGAGACUACGAGAAGGGCGUGGACCACCUGACCAACGCCAUCGCCGUGUGCGGCCAGCCCCAGCAGCUGCUGCAGGUGCUGCAGCAGACUCUGCCGCCGCCCGUCUUCCAGAUGCUGCUCACCAAGCUGCCCAGCAUCAGCCAGCGUAUCGUCAGCGCACAGAGUCUCAGCGAGGACGAUAUAGAGUAACGGAGACGAGACGCAGCAGCCGAUCGCCGCUCCGUCUCACCGCCCAGCCGCCCGACGGGCUCUGGGGUGUGAGAGCCUUUCAGUUCAGAGGAGGGAGGUCGGAGUGUUUGCCUCGUCCCUCCAGGCCUCAGAAGCCCCCCUGUCCCUCGCUGGUGUCCCGGGGGACGCGUCACUCACUGUCCCUUCUGUCCGUCUGUCUUUGGUUUAGAUGUGGAGGCACUUUCGAAAAGUGCUGAUUUUUUUUGUUUAUUGAAAAAAGGAAAAAAAUCUCUGGUAAAAAUAAACUGACCCAACAAAGAAGA
Molecule: messenger RNA, 856 nt
Organism: Salarias fasciatus (jewelled blenny)
Lineage: Eukaryota; Metazoa; Chordata; Actinopteri; Blenniiformes; Blenniidae
Gene: tomm20b
Product: translocase of outer mitochondrial membrane 20b
Exons: 5
Coding region: 114-554 (146 amino acids)
Biological process (GO): protein import into mitochondrial matrix; tRNA import into mitochondrion; intracellular protein transport
Cellular component (GO): mitochondrial outer membrane translocase complex
Molecular function (GO): transmembrane protein transporter activity
Source: RefSeq, a predicted model, not a curated record